Theobroma umbraticum is the source of this 1589-nucleotide messenger RNA. Its product is annotated as Tetratricopeptide repeat (TPR)-like superfamily protein. NCBI's taxonomy places the organism in Eukaryota, Viridiplantae, Streptophyta, Magnoliopsida, Malvales, Malvaceae. Gene Ontology annotation, molecular function: protein binding. The record is from RefSeq and is a predicted model, not a curated record.
AUGUCUAUUGCUUCCUAUUUUCUUAUCCCUAUCCUCCUAGGUGGUCGCUCUAAAAAUUGGAAGAAUGCACCACCGGGACCUGUUGGUUGGCCCAUCCUCGGAAGCCUUCCGCAUCUCAGCCAUCGUCUCCACGAAGAUUUCUUUCACCUUGCCAAAAUAUAUGGCCCCCUUUUCUGUCUGAAGAUGGGCAUAAAGCCAGCCAUAGUGGUAUCCUCACCCGAAAUGGCAUCCGAAAUCCUCAAGGAAAAGGAAGGCAUGUUCUCUAGUCGGACCAUAACCGAAGCCAUUCGAGUCGUGUCUUACGAUGCUCAUUCCGUCAUUUUCUCGCCCUACGGACCCAGGUGGAAGGCUCUUCGAAGAAUCUUGAUCACUGAACUACUUUCUCCGAAGGCCUUCGAGCAAUUCGAGCCGUGGGCUUGGUCUGUAUGUGAAAAGAUGCUUGAUGGGGAGAGCUUGCUGGAUGGUGAGCGAGUGGGAAAGAUAAUAUCUUGGUUUUGUAGAGGGGGUAAGGCCGAGAAUGCUCACACUGUUUAUUUGUUUGCCAAGGAGAAAAACAAGCAGCUGCCUCGGUCUUCUGUUAAUUUCUUGAUUAGUUCACUCUGUAAGAAGGAUGAAACAGUGAAUUUAGCUUUGGAGAUGUUGGAUGGAUUCUCUGGAGAAGCAAGGAAAUAUGCAAUCAAGCCGUUUUCAUCUGUUGUUCGUGGUCUGUGUAGGAUGAAGAAUCUUGAUGAAGCAAAAGCGUUACUUUUGAAAAUGAUUGCAGAGGGCCCACCUCCUGGAAAUGCAGUAUUUAAUUCGGUUGUCGGUGGCUAUUCUAAGGCUGGAGAUAUGGACAAAGCGAAGGAGAUGAUAAAACUGAUGGAAGAUAGGGGGUUGAAGCCUGAUGUUUACACAUACACUGUUGUGAUGAGUGGUUAUGCAAAUGGUGGCCAGAUGGAUGAGGCUUGUGAAGUAUUAUCAGAAGCCAAGAAAAAGCAUAUGAAGCUGAGCCCUGUGACUUAUCACACUCUAAUUCGUGGAUAUUGCAAAAUUGAAGAGUUUGACAAGGCUUUGAAGCUGUUGGCUGAGAUGAAGGAUUUUGGGGUCCAACCUAAUGUGGAUGAAUACAAUAAAUUGAUCCAGUCCCUUUGCUUAAAGGCUUUAGAUUGGCAAACAGCUGAGAAGCUACUGGAUGAAAUGAAAGAGAAUGGGUUGUAUCUUAAUGGAAUCACGCAAGGUCUUAUAAAGGCAGUUAAGGAGCUGGAAGCAGAGGAAGUGGACAGCAGAGAAGCAGCAACCACUGAGGUCUAAAUCUUUGCUCAUUUUAGGAAAUGGAUGUAACAUUCAGAUGUUCAACUCUAAAUUUUGUAGCCUUCCCCUCUUUAACGUUAGAUGAUUUGUGAGGCCUGUGUCAAUUUCUUUGUUGUCAUCUUUAUACAUCUAUUCAUGUGAAUCAAUCGAGAAGAUGUUUUUGUUUUUUGGGGGAUGCCCAUUUUUGUGUUCUUUAUACUUGGCAUGUGGAAGGCAACCUUGUAGAAUUUGAAUUUCUUGUUUUUUCUUCCCUCCACAAGUGAGAAUAAGAAGGCAGUGCCCCAACAUGUGUCAAUCCA